Molecule: messenger RNA, 1905 nt
Organism: Dama dama (fallow deer)
Lineage: Eukaryota; Metazoa; Chordata; Mammalia; Artiodactyla; Cervidae
Gene: EYS
Product: eyes shut homolog
Source: RefSeq, a predicted model, not a curated record
AUGACUAGUAAAUUAAUUAUGCUUGUGAGCCUGGUGAUUUUUUGCAGCAUAUGUACAAAUGGAAAAACAACAAGCAAAUGGCAGUUGGUGAAGGAGUGGCAUACAUAGCCCUCAACAUAUGUGGCAAAUUGGACACUAAAAGAAGACAUCUGCCUGAACUUCUAUGGAGAUUGCUGGCUUGGCAAUAUAAAUACUAAAGUGAAUAAUUCUGGCAAUCAAUUUGUUCCCCAGAUUUGCCCUUUGCAAAUUCAAAUAGGAGAUUUCCUUGUAAUUUCUUCUGAACCAUCUCUUCAAUAUCCAGGAAUAAUGAAUAUUUCUGAAGCAUCAUUCACUGACUGUCUGCAAAAUACCACAACUGAAGGUCAGUUGUGGUUUUUUAAAUCUGAAGAUAAGAUUUACUUUGGUUGCAAACUGAAAGGAAUGCACACUGUUAAUUCUUAGUGGCUGAGUUUUAGAACACAUUAUUUUAUCAUAGAUGGUUCAUCCCUUUGUCAACUGGGCCUUGGCCAAAAUGUGACACUGAAAGAGUGAUUGUGCCAGGAGAAUUCAAGUUCAGAGCUAUGCUCUGGACAUGGUUGAUGUCUUAGAGAAGUUUGGAAGACGUACAGCUGUCAUUGCCAGGCACCAUUCUCUGGGAAAUAUUUCUAGGAGCUGGAUGAAUGUUCUUGUAAAUUAUGUAAAAAAAAAAAAAAAAAAAAAAAAAAAAAAAAAGGCAGUGGCAGUAACACAACAGAAAAAUGGAAAAAUCAAGGAUAUAAAUGUAUCUGUCACCCACCAUUUACAAGUAAAACUUGUUCAGAAAUAAUUGGCCAAUGUCAAUGACAUAUCUGUUUCCAUGUGAACUCUAGAAAUAUUACUGCAAGUAGCUUCCUUUGUGAAUGUGAGGAACCAUUUUCAGGUCCAUUCUGUGAGAAGUCACUGAAAUAUUGUGUUUCUCAGUUUUGUUGGAAAGGAGCAAUUAGUCAAAAUUGAAACUCAGCAUAUAUCUAGGAAUGUGCAAAAGGAUUCCUCAGUCAAAACUGUGGAACUGAUGUCAGUGAGUGUUCAACAAAACCAUGUCAGAAUGGUACUCAAUGCAUUGAUAUUAUAAAAUUCUGGGCGACCAGGACUGACGGUGCCCAGCGGCUCGAGAAACCCCCGCGAAUGAUGUGUUCACUGAUAGCUACAAACAAAUUUCAUAAGCAACUUCAGACAACACAGGAGUCUUUUCCUUGCAAGACUAGAUGCAAUAGUGGAGGGAUAAAGACAAAUGACUUGAAGGUAUAUGCAACAAGUCAAUAUAGAAAUGGACCAUGCCAUUUAAUUCAUUGUAUGCCAAGAUUUAUUGGGAAAAACUGUGAGAAAGUAAUUUAUCACUGCAGACUGUUCACCAUCAACUGUCUGAAUGAAAGAUGGUGUUUCAACAUAAUUGGAAGAUUCAGAGCUACAGGUUCAUCCACCUCAUUAGAACGGACUCAAAUGCGCUCCUUUUGCGGCACCUCUGGAGCCGCCUGGCCACGUGCUGGCCGCGUCCAGCUCCAGGACCCUCAUGGUGGGGUGCGUGGGGGCCUAGCCAUCAACCUGCUGAUGGCGAGCAGGGGCAACUGGCUGGAGGGCGGCAGUGGCGUGACCCGCUACUACCUGGUGCUAGGCUGGGCAGGACUCACCGUGGUGGUGGAGAGUGGGCAUGCCACAUCUUACCUGCACGUGCAGUGCGGCUGCUCAGACAGCUUCAACACGGUGUCCGUGUGCGGCAGCCUGCGCACCCAGGACCGCGCGCUGCCCCAGCACGGGCAGGUCCUGGUGAUCCUGUCACAGCCGGAGGGCCACCGUCGGCUUCUCCAUCGCCCGGCUCCGGACGCGCCCCCAGGCGGCCCAGGCCUCCCUCACCCCCGAGGGCAGCCACAGGCCCCCACUCACACCUGA